This is a messenger RNA of Aspergillus ibericus CBS 121593, 1446 nucleotides long. Its product is annotated as histidine phosphatase family protein. The transcript is spliced from 4 exons. Bases 1 to 1446 code for a protein of 481 amino acids. Gene Ontology annotation, cellular component: fungal-type cell wall. Lineage: Eukaryota; Fungi; Ascomycota; Eurotiomycetes; Eurotiales; Aspergillaceae. Gene Ontology annotation, molecular function: acid phosphatase activity. The record is from RefSeq and is a predicted model, not a curated record.
AUGGAGCGAUUAUUGGCAGGAAUUAUUUCUCUAUGCUCCAUCCCAGCAGCGACUGCGCUGGCCAGCUCCUUCGUCUUCGACAGUUCACUUAUCUCCCAGCAAACCUUCGACGGAGAGAAUUUCCUCAAAUAUGACGGAGUCCGUGGUCCCUACGUGGACCGCGUUUCUUACGGAGUCAGUCGCGACACUCCAGCGCAAUGCUCUGUCGAUCAAGUCAUCAUGAUCAAAAGACACGGCGAACGAUAUCCCGCAUCCGGAGAAGGGGCUUCCAUUGAACAAGCCCUAAAGAAAGUCAACGACACCCUCGCCGAUAACUACACCGGCGAUCUAGCCUUCCUGAAGAAUUGGACCUACUUUGUGCCCUCCGACUGCUACGAGGCCGAGACCUGGACAGGUCCCUAUGCAGGAUUGACGGAUGCCUACAACCAUGGCCUGGAAUAUCGCCAACGCUACGGACACCUCUGGGACGGGGAGUCUAUUCUCCCGUUAUUCACUGCUGACUUCCAACGAGUCAUCGAGACGGCCCAGAAAUUCGGGGAAGGGUUUUUGGGUAACGAUAGCUAUGCGACCAAAGCAGGGCUCAAUAUCAUCUCUGAAUCUAGUGAUCAGGGCGCAGACAGUCUGACUCCGACUUGCCACAAGCAAGAUGAUAAUGCACAGAGUAUCUGCGAUAGCAUGCCAUACUACCUGCCACAAUUUGAUGUAGCGGCAGAUCGACUGAAUGCUCAGUACCCUGGUCUGAACCUCAACUGGACAGACGUGGUUUCACUAAUGCUAAUGACCGCCUACGAGCUAAACACGCGCUCUUCAUCAGACUGGAUCGAGGUCUUCACCACCGACGAAUGGGUCAGUUUCUCCCAUAUCUGGAACGUCAAUUUUUACUACUGCUCUGGCCCCGGAAACUCAUACAUGCGCGCCGUCGGCGCCCUCUACAUCAACGCCACCCUAGCCCUCCUCACCGAAGGCCCCUCCUCCGGCUCUCUCUUCUUCAACUUCGCCCACGACAGCAACAUAACCCCGAUAAUCACCGCCCUCGGCAUCGCCACCCCCUCCACCCCCCUCCCCACCAACCAAAUCCCCUUCCCACCCACCCCCUGGAAAACCGAAGACAUCGUGCCCAUGGGCGGACGUCUCACCAUCGAGCGCCUAAACUGUACCUCCUCCGCGCUCGCCCCAGCCGGGACCUUCGUUCGCCUCGUGCUCAACGAAGCCGUCGUUCCUCUCCAGGAAUGCCAGAAUGGUCCGGGUUAUUCGUGUCCCUUGGCUAAUUAUACGGAGUUUGUGCGUGGACUGCCGUCGUUUGUGUCGGAGUGUGAGGUUCCAGAGUCACAGCCGCAGUAUUUGGGGUUUUGGUGGGAUUAUUCGACGUCUCAGGAGGAGAAUUUUCGGAAAAGGGGGGGGGGGGGUGUAAUGGCUUGGCUUAGGGGGGUGGAAGGAGAAGGAUAA